AUGCAGACCUCUGCUCAGGACCAUGCGGACCAGGUCCUGCAUGAUCAGCUUUUAGCUGCCCAGCACCACCUUCAGGGUGGUCGCCCGCAGGGCGCCCCUGGUCAGCAGCAGCAACUCCAGCCAAACAAUGCUAGCCCUCGCGACCAAGGCAAUAUUGAUCCUGCAAUUUCAGGCUCCAUGCUUGGAGCCCCCCAAACCCCUACCCAGCCUCAGGGAUCUCCUCCUUCUGAUGGUGGCUCCAAGAGCUAUGGCAAGCGUGAGCUGUCCACCUCCAAGCGCGCUGCCCAGAACCGUGCUGCCCAGCGCGCCUUCCGCCAGCGCAAGGAAACCUACAUUCGUAAACUUGAAGAAGAAGUAAAGAACAUUGAAAACUUCAAAGACACAGUGAAACAGCUGGCCGGCGAGAACUACCAGCUCCGCGAGUACAUCAUCAACCUGCAAUCGCGGCUCCUGGAAUCCCAAGGCGAAGUCCCCGAGCUACCAGCAAACAUCGACCUGACGCAAUCUCGCACUGCCGAGAUCGCCCUCGCCGCAGCCGGCGUCCAAAGCACCGGCUCAUCUUCUGUAGCCCCCUCGGCCCCACAGCAGGGCCAGCAGCAAACCAGCGUGACCGACGACAUGAACUCGCUGAACCGGAUCGCCGUCGCAGGCUUGGGCAUGCGCAAGCACCCCGACGAAACUAACUUCCUCGGCAACAACUUCCAGCAGAAUAAGCGCGUCCGCACCGACGACAGCCAGGGCGAUGGCUCGGACUCCGUUGGCAAGCAAGAGUCUCACACCCACGGUCUCCCCAUGGUGAACUAA
Penicillium nucicola is the source of this 804-nucleotide messenger RNA. RefSeq lists its product as uncharacterized. Gene Ontology annotation, molecular function: DNA-binding transcription activator activity, RNA polymerase II-specific; transcription cis-regulatory region binding. The record is from RefSeq and is a predicted model, not a curated record. The coding region runs from base 1 to 804 and encodes 267 amino acids. Gene Ontology annotation, cellular component: RNA polymerase II transcription regulator complex. The transcript has 4 exons. NCBI's taxonomy places the organism in Eukaryota, Fungi, Ascomycota, Eurotiomycetes, Eurotiales, Aspergillaceae.